This is a messenger RNA of Pteronotus mesoamericanus, 1233 nucleotides long. It is a transcript of the gene KCNK13, whose product is annotated as potassium two pore domain channel subfamily K member 13. Gene Ontology annotation, biological process: stabilization of membrane potential; potassium ion transmembrane transport. Gene Ontology annotation, cellular component: plasma membrane. The transcript is spliced from 2 exons. The coding region runs from base 1 to 1233 and encodes 410 amino acids. The record is from RefSeq and is a predicted model, not a curated record. Lineage: Eukaryota; Metazoa; Chordata; Mammalia; Chiroptera; Mormoopidae. Gene Ontology annotation, molecular function: potassium ion leak channel activity; outward rectifier potassium channel activity.
AUGGCCUGCCGGGGUUGCGGCUGCAGCUGCGGCCCGGGCCAUCUGAACGAGGACAACGCGCGCUUCCUGCUGCUCGCCGCGCUCAUCGUGCUCUACCUGCUGGGCGGUGCCGCCGUCUUCUCGGCGCUGGAGCUGGCGCACGAGCGCCAGGCCAAGCAGCGCUGGGAGGAGCGCUUGGCUAACUUCAGCCGCCGCCACAACCUGAGUCGCGAGGAGCUGCGAGGUUUCCUCCGCCACUACGAGGAGGCCACUGAGGCCGGCAUCCGCGUGGACAACACCCGUCCGCGCUGGGACUUCACCGGCGCCUUCUACUUCGUGGGCACCGUGGUGUCCACCAUAGGGUUUGGGAUGACGACUCCGGCGACAGUAGGAGGGAAAAUCUUCCUGAUCUUUUACGGCCUCGUUGGGUGUGCAAGCACCAUCUUGUUCUUCAACCUGUUCCUGGAGCGACUGAUCACCGUCAUCGCCUACAUCAUGAAGUCGUGCCACCAGCGGCAGCUCCGGAGACGGAGGGCGCUGCCCCAGGACAGCCUGAAGAACCUGGGCAGGUCUGAGGUGGACGGGCUGGCCGGCUGGAAGCCCUCCGUGUACUACGUGAUGCUGAUCCUCUGCCUGGCCUCGCUGCUCAUCUCCUGCUGCGCCUCAGCCAUGUACACGUCCAUCGAAGGCUGGAGCUACUUCGACUCGCUCUACUUCUGCUUUGUGGCUUUCAGCACCAUCGGCUUCGGGGACCUGGUCAGCAGCCAGAACGCCCAGUACGAGAGCCAAGGCUUCUACCGCUUCGCCAACUUUGUCUUCAUCCUCAUGGGCGUCUGCUGCAUCUACUCCUUGUUCAAUGUCAUAUCCAUCCUCAUCAAACAGUCCGUGAACUGGAUUCUGAGGAAGGUGGACGGCGGCUGCUGCCAGCGGUGCCAGAACGGGCUCCCGCGGUCUCGUAGGAACGCGGUCAUGCCAGGCAGCGUCCAGAACCCGUGCAGCAUCUCCAUAGAAACGGACGGGGUGAUGGAGAGUGACACGGAUGGACAGAGUCCCUCGCAGGAGGGACUCUCCGGGAAGGACUGCCUGACAGCCCACAAGGCCUCGCUGCCCAUCAUCCCGAAGCAGCUGCCCGAGUCGGCCAAUGGCUGCCCCCACCAGGCCGGCACGCUGUGUCAGGACAACGAAUUCUCAGGGGGCAUAGGAGCCUUUGCGAUAAUGAACAACAGGCUGGCAGAGACGAGUGGGGACAGGUAG